CCCAAGCCACCUGUGACAUCAAGAUCAAGGGUCACCUGGUACAGCAAGAGCAAGAGCAAUCAGUGACCCUCUCCGUGCCUUCCUCAACAACACCACAAGGCUACUAGUGUCUCCUAGUAGGCCGUCACACCUCUUCAACAACGACAAAAUCCGUGAAAGUGUUUUAAGGGACUGUAAGACGGGGUUAUCCAGCCGUGAGUGGAGGCCAUGACGGAGAAGUACUUGUUCAGCCAGAGCGGGGUGGUGGAGGAGAUGUUCCUGCCCGGCAAGGCCAUACUCACCUUCCAGCUCAACGGCCAGGUGCAACGCGUCCUGCUCUGGGUCAAGUGUUUUGUGCACCAGGGCAAGGUGCUGGACAAGUCAGACAGCUUUGCAGGGAAGCUCAGCAUAGGAGAUGUGCUGCACUUUGAUUGCCAUGUGUAUGACAAGGAGUCAAGUGACAACUGCCAGUGGUAUGCAGCCCGGGCAUGCAAGGAAGCAGUGAGUGAGGCAAGUGUGCAGCCCAACCCCAGAGUCAUCAGCCAGAAUGGAUACAUCUCAGAGGUUGAUCACGGAAAAGGAGUCAUUGUCUUCGAUUUUUACGAUGAGGAGCAGCGUGUGUUCUUCAUGCGGUCCAAGUUCUUCCUCUUUGGCAAGAGGCUUGCAGGCAAACGCAGCCUCCGAGAGAUGCUGACUGAGAAUGACCCUUUGCAGUUUGAUGCUGAGAUGUGUGAGCCAAAUGAGGAAAAUUAUAACUGUAACUGGUUUGCCACAAUGGUGUGGAAAGGCAAGAAGCCCAUAGUUGGGAAUGCUUGUCCUAGUGGAAUGGUGGGCUACACAGGGGUUGGUGGAGGCAUGAAUGAUUGUGGCUCCUUAGAUGAUGUGGGAAACAUCACUUCAGAGUUAAGUACAGGGCCAACCCACACCGGCCUGGAUGAGUUCCCGACCCUUGGACUCCCACUUGGCAUGGUAUUCCCACCCGGCUAUUCUGAGAAGCAGGGAUACAAGGCAUUUGAGGUGAGCAACACCCCGCGGGAAGGUCCUGGCAACGUGCUCAAGCUGUUCAAUGAGGAGUGUGGUCUGGCCCUUUGGAUGGUGCGCUGCAACACCUGGGAGACUGUCUUCUUCCACCGACGCAGCGCCUUCCUUGACUCUGUCUCCCUCAGGAACUUUGACCUACAGGAGUCUUACUCUGAAGGGACGUCAGUGGAGAUCUCAGCUGUGCCGGCUAAGACCGAGUUCCCGUGUCGAUGGAUUGCACGUCGGGUGGUGGCAACUUGUUGACGCUCAUACUAAACAUAUUUAUCACCAAAUGUUAAAAUUUUGUAUUUUAACUGCACUAAUAAAAUUUCCUUCUUUGUUAAGGAAAGGUAAAGGUAGAUGAUGUUGUAAAAUCAAUACAUAACACUUAUUGGCAUGUUUUUAUUGAGAUUCCAAGUUAAUAUGAAAAUGUUAUAAAGAAAAUUGUAUCCAAUAUUGUGAAAAAUUUAACCCUACACAGAUAUGGAAGUAUCAUACAAGUGAAAAGUAUUAUUUGUGUACUUAACACAUCUAAGAUAACUGGAUAUGGACGGAUCACUUUGAAACAUAAGAUAUGCAAGCAUCAUAUUCAUGAAAAAAUAUUGCAUACUCAAACCACUUAAAAGAUAACUAGAUAUGGACGGAUCUCUUUGAAACACAAGAUAUAUACCAGUACAAAAGUCAUGACCAAAUUGGCAUGGGCAGCAUAUUCUUAGAGGACCUGAAGUUUUGUAUGCACAGAAUAAAUAUUUUAAUAUAUAUACAUGCAGCCAUUUUUUCUUUCACAUGGUUUCUCUGCAUACAGUCCACAAACUAUUCACUUUUUUCUUUUUCUUGCAUGAAUUUUGAUCUUGUAGUGUAUUUUCAUAGACUACUUACUGUAACACUUUUGCCUUCACUUCAUACAUCAAUAUAAUUUUCAUGUUUGUUGCUCUGCUAACUACACUCUAUCAUUUGCCUUUGCCAGUAUAAUUUUGGUAUUUGUAGUUGUUAAUUAUGUGCCAUUAUCAUUCAUUUACAAUUUAAUUUUUACAUAACUUUUAAUUACUGUUACUGCUAAUUAUAAUUAUAUCACUUAAUUUUGCCAGUUUCAUAUUCAUUACUAUGACCUUACAGCCUUGGCAGCUACAUGUGUAUCACUCAGAGGAGCUGCUCAGGGCAGGCAUCAGGCAACUGUGUACCUCUAUUAAAAAAAAGUGCUGCAACCUAAUUUUUGUGGCCUUGGCGUACAUUCCCACAUGAACAGGCUCAUCUAAUUUUUAAGCAUUUUUUAUAAGAUUAUAUUUACAGAGUUGUGCAAGUUUUAUAUGGAUAUAUGAUGAAUGUUAGGGAAAUGUUAAUUUAUCAAAUUAUUUUUGCAAAGUCAGUUUGCCAAAUUUUCAUGUGAUUUCCUAAAUAUUUUACACGGCUAUUAUAAACAGAGUUGUUGUCACACCAUGAAAAUAAAUUUUUUGAUUA
Messenger RNA from Eriocheir sinensis (Chinese mitten crab), 2457 nucleotides. RefSeq lists its product as uncharacterized. The transcript is spliced from 8 exons. NCBI's taxonomy places the organism in Eukaryota, Metazoa, Arthropoda, Malacostraca, Decapoda, Varunidae. The record is from RefSeq and is a predicted model, not a curated record. The coding region runs from base 208 to 1263 and encodes 351 amino acids.